Messenger RNA from Ostreobium quekettii, 783 nucleotides. Lineage: Eukaryota; Viridiplantae; Chlorophyta; Ulvophyceae; Bryopsidales; Ostreobiaceae. The record is from the annotation of a GenBank genome assembly.
AUGUCCCCGCGCGACCUGUGCGCCGUCGAGCUGUGCUGCCGCAGAUUGAGAUCCGCCGUCCGCGACUACAUCCGGGGCCUGCCGACAUCCGCCGCGGAUCUGCAGCGCCGGGGGUGCAGCUCGGACGGGGACUACCACCUGCGGUGGGCGGCCGCCCCGGGGAAGAGCGUGCCUGUGGGGGUGUACUGCCACGGCAUGGGGAGGUCGGAGCCCAAGGAGUACCUGAGAGUCAGGGCGGGGCCAUGGGACAAUUACUCGUUCUUCCGCUCGGGGGGGACGGCGACGGGCACGGACGUCACGACGGUGUUCGAGAUGGUGCGCAUCAGGAUGCCGGGCGGACCCGGUGAGCCCCCGGUGGUCGUGUGCGCGGACUUCACGUUCUCGCGGUCCAGCGGGGGCGUGGUGCUGAUGGGUGGAGCGGGCGGCCGUACGACCGUCGAGCACGCGGUGUACGGCGUGGCGCAGAACUCCGCCGGGGAGCCGACAUCCCACGCCGGCGUGGACCUGCGAGGCACGCCCUUUGCGGCGAUGUGCGAUUUCGAGGCGUUCGGCAACGCACCGGUGGGCCAGGCGACCGUGACGCACGCCAGGCAGGUGGUCAAGCUGGAAGGGGGCGGGUACAGGGGUGGAUGCGGCCCCCCUGGCGCGGGCGAGGCGCUGCGGCUGGCGGGCGGCGGCAGGGCGGAGGACGCCUGGGCGGCGCACCCGCAGACGAUCCCGCUCAAGCUGCGCGACAGCGCCGACCUGGACGCCGUGGGGAAGAGCAGCAGCUGGAGCGACUGA